Molecule: messenger RNA, 927 nt
Organism: Microtus oregoni (creeping vole)
Lineage: Eukaryota; Metazoa; Chordata; Mammalia; Rodentia; Cricetidae
Exons: 6
Coding region: 168-773 (201 amino acids)
Source: RefSeq, a predicted model, not a curated record
UCUUGUCUCAUGUCUGCCCCCUGUAGUUUCAGCCUCAGUGUGUGGUGUGCACAGAGUGGAAACGUGAGAUCUUGAGGCAUCAUGUCAACAGAAAUGGAGAUGUGCACUGGGGAAACUGCCGGCCUGGCCUCUGGCCUGUGGACGCUUGGGAGGUAGCCAAGGCCUUCAUGCCUCGAGGACUGGCAGACAAACGAGGACCUGAAGAAUGUGAUGCAGUUGCUCUUUUAAGUCUCAUCAAUUGCUGUGAUCACUUCGUGGUUGAUCGGAAGAAAGUCACAGAGGUAAUUAAGUGUCGGAAUGAGAUAAUGCACUCUUCAGAGAUGAAAGUAUCGUCUACAUGGCUUCAAGAUUUUCAGAUAAAGAUCCAACAUUUUCUGAAUGAAUUCAAGAAUAUUCCAGAGAUUGAAGCAGUACAUUCCAGAAUAGAACAGCUGUUGACAUCUGACUGGGCUGUUCACAUUCCUGAGGAAGAUGAACGAGAUGGGUGUAAAUUUGAAAUAGGAAGUUACUUGAGUGUGAGCCAAAUCCAUGAAAUUGAAAUGGAAUUGCUGAAGGAAAAACUGCAAGAUAUGUAUCUUCAAGCAGCAGAAGAAGAGGUGUUGCCCGAAGAGGUCUCAAAUCGACUGGAUGCGGUGAAAGAGUUUUUGAAAAACAACACAGACCUCAGAAUUGGCCUUACAGAAGACAUGCAGAAGCUAGACAGUUUCCAUCUACAGCAUCAAAAACAAAUUUCAAAGGACACUGAGAGUCAGACACCUGAAAGGAAGGCUUGAGGUCAAUGGCAUUAGACUGCUUCGGUCACCUUUGGACUUUACUGUAUUCCCAAAACUGCCUACAAGAAAUGCUCCAUGCCAAGGCUCAGCAAAGAUGAUUUCGCGCCUUUACCUGAUCAGCUGCCUCCCAAGAUUGAUUCUGCAGAGAGUGGGU